Leishmania braziliensis MHOM/BR/75/M2904 is the source of this 3396-nucleotide messenger RNA. RefSeq lists its product as hypothetical. The record is from RefSeq and is a predicted model, not a curated record. The transcript has a single exon. Lineage: Eukaryota; Euglenozoa; Kinetoplastea; Trypanosomatida; Trypanosomatidae. Bases 1 to 3396 code for a protein of 1131 amino acids.
AUGCGGGCCGAACGGCUGCGCGAGCUCGAGGGUUUUCUCCAGCAACGCGGUGGGCAACGCACGUCGAUAGAGGAUCGGCACAAGGUUAUUCAAAAGGCGCUCUCCCUCCUGCCUGUUGUGUACCCACCUCUCACCAAGGUGGUGGCGUGGAUGCGCCGUUAUAGCGAGGAUGUAGUCGCUGCACUGCACCACGCCGCCGAGGACAAGGCAGAGGCGCUGAAGCAACAGCAGAAAGAGCUGUACGAGCAGUUCGAGACAUUUUUCGAAGGAAAGAUACGCGAGCUCAUGCGGGUGAGGAAGCAGGCAACGGCGGAGGCGGAGGCGGAGCACGCUGCUGCCUUCGCCCUGCGGCAGGAGCGAGAUGUGGAGCUCCUGGCGAUCAAGGAGCAGCUCGUGGAGCGCAUGAACAGUUGCGAGAAGACAGAGGAUCAGUUCCGCGACUUUCGCCACCUCAUUGCGUCUGUGUUUCAAGCAAAUCAGCAGCUGGGUCUCCGCAUCGAGCAGCUGGUGGACACUUUAGCGGAUCACAACAUCCCCAUACCUCCAGCCAGCUCGGAGGUGAUGGCGCUCCAGACGUCGUCGGACGGGCAGCAGUCUUUUCGACCGAGAGCUUCAAAUGCCGACGGCGACGAUGCCAGCCGCGGCGACAGCGAAUGCAGCGGCGGUAGGCGGCGUGACGGGGAUGCCAAGUUCCACAAUGUGCCAGUGGAAUUCAUGGCUGCUGCGAAGCACGAACUGGUGAAAUCGCGCCUGACGCUACAGGAGGAGCUGUUGCACUCCGCCUUUGAUGACCGCUGCGCCUAUCGCAUGCGCAUUGCUGGACUGACGCAGCAGAACCUCGAUCUCAAGUUCAACGUCUCCGAGCUGGAGGAGAAAGUGAGAGAUUUGUAUACGUACGUUCACGAGAAGCGAUUUGUACGGCAGGUAGAUGAGCAGGGCGACGAGGCUGCCCUGACGCCGCGACCGCGCGAGGUGCCACUGGCGCUGCAAACAGAGCUCGGCAUUGAGCUCCGCCAUUCCACUGCCAACAUUCUAUCCGAGCUCUCUACCCUGGCAAUCAACAUGAAGCACCAGCUGAACGCGGCCCUCUUGCGCGCGCGUCAGCUGCACACGCUGUCAACGUGGCUUGAUGAGGGGAAUGAAGCAGCAUUCAGCGAGGGCGCGGUCGGCGGCAUGUUGCAGCGGGUUUCGGAAGCGACUGUUAUUCCCGUGUUCCCCGUCUCUGCCUGGCAGUCGAUUCCGCACUUCCUGCGCACCACCAUCACCCCCGACGUGCCCAACUACUACUGGACGGAGGCCCAGGCUGCAUGCAUCCUGCACAACUUCUUCAAGGCGUACAGGGCGAUCCGCCGCCGGGCACGCUUUGUACGAGACAGCAAGAUGCUCGCCCCGCGCACCUGCCAACUUUUCGAACACCGUGAGGUGCUCCUGACGCGGCUGGACGCGUCCAAGGAGGAUGUAGCUGCCACAGAGGAAAACGUGCCGUUCGGCUACGUUGUCACGCAGUUCGCCCGCGAUGUGCUUUCGAACUUGUCCCCGCAGAAUGUGCAAGCCGAGCUGCCGCUUGUGCUGCCCGGCACCGUCGCCCUUCGCUUACCUACAGCAACCAUCACGUCGUCACCGUUCAACGUGCUCCCCGGCGGCAACAGCAGCGGUGACACUAAGCACAGCCCCGGAUUGCAGCAGACCCCGACAGCCAACGAGCGGCUGACAGUCGAGGACUGUCCGUGGAAGGUGGCCGUCCCUAUCGUGGAGCUCGAGCUGACGCGUUUUACAUACAACAUGUGGUACGCAGCUGUGCGCUACCAGCCAUCGCAGCCACUCUGCGAUCUUUUCCUCAAGCUCGUCGAUGGCCAGAUGCCUAUCGAGACAUUCGACUUGAUGGAAGCGGUGCUCAGCCGACUGCGGCGGCGAAUCGAGUGUCUGGACGGCGACGGCACGCGUCGCUUUGCGUACUCACGGCUGGUUAAGGGAAUAGUUCGAUCUGUGACUGACAUGGACGCUAAAGCUGUGUUGCGCGCCGUCCAGGCGGUCGCGCAGGCAUUCGAGGCAAACCACAUGCCCUUGUACGGUGGCGCCCUCGAUUCGGUGGCGCUUUUUGCUGAUGAGACGUACUGCAAGCGAGAGGCAUUCGCUACCUCUUUUGAGGAAGAGAUGGCACAAUGCGCCGGUAGCCCCAUGCCUGACAGCGCGAUUGCAGAAGCUGCGGCUAAAAAGAUGGAACGAACCCCACUACCGUCGUCCUUGAUCACCCACGAGGUGCCGCUGCCAACGUCUUUCACGGCCUCCUCGCCGCCGUCGAUGCUGCCUCCAGUAGGGGCCACCUGCAUCGUACGCUUCUGCCGCCACCUUGUCCACGACACGGUCGAAGGCCUCUAUACCCGCAUCGAGGCCGUGCUGUGCCCGCUAGUAGAGGAGAGUGAAGUGGUGCUCGGCCUCUACUUGCUUCCUCUUCCACGCGCGAAGGCAGCACUGGCCGCGCUAGACGACAUGACGCGCCAAGAAGCCAUUCACGCUGCCCUUGUCGGAUCGCCGGAGGCGGUUGCAGGCAGCUCUCUUGCGCGUGUCACGAUUGGCCGCAUCUCUGCGGCGGCCUACACAGGGAUGCAGCUCACGGCCGAGGCGGCUAACCUGCUCGGCGUACGAGGUUUGACACACGACUACAUGAACCUGCUCGAGUCACGCAGGAAUGUAGUGGAAGAGAAGCGAACGGAGGAGCGGCACAUCACGGCACACAUGGUGGACAAGGCGGUGCAGGGGCUGCCACGCUUCAAGACGUCUACUCACUUCCCUUUCCAUAGCCAACAUGUUGCCUGGAUUGGCACGGUGGGGGAGCUGACGGACGGCAAUGUAUUGCCGAAGACCGACUCGCUGCUGGAGAACGACGCAACCCUGAACAAAGCCGCUGCCGCUGCCGCUGCCGCUGCCGGCUCGGAGAGUGACUUCUCCGUGAAAAUCACCCAAAAGGGUAGAAAACACAAGCUUACGCAGGCGGUGGUGGGAACACACCGCAGCGGCCACGUUGCGGAGCAGCAUGGCAGCGAAAAAGCUGACAUCAAGGCACGAUCCUCCACGCAUGCCACACACCGCCGCAACAAGAGACUUAAACAGGCAAACUUGGCUUCUCUCAAAGGAGAGCGACCAGACUCGGCGGAAUACAGCGAUGCCGUGCGGAGCAGAACUGCCAAGGCACUGCUGGCGGCAUCGGAGGAAGGCGACCUGGUGGAGUGGUACAGCCUUCGACACGCGCUGCGUUGCACCCUGCCGUCCCUUCCCUGGCAAAUUUUCCAACCGGACGAGCCAGAGUCGGAGCAGGAGAAGGCAACCAUCGCAAGGACGUCAGGGCCUGGGACGUUGCCUGUGCUCACGGCAUCUGAGGUGAAGGCGGCCUCUUAG